Molecule: messenger RNA, 1242 nt
Organism: Rhea pennata
Lineage: Eukaryota; Metazoa; Chordata; Aves; Rheiformes; Rheidae
Gene: LCTL
Product: lactase like
Biological process (GO): carbohydrate metabolic process
Molecular function (GO): beta-glucosidase activity
Source: RefSeq, a predicted model, not a curated record
AUGGUUCCUGAUAAAGGAAUAACUGAAGAGCUAUUCUGUGUGGAUUUGAUAUAUGUUAUUUGGAUCUUCUUGUUGGAUGACAUUCAGUUACUGAAGGAGCUGAAAAUUAAUCACUAUACUCUUAUUUCAUGGCCUCAGAUUAUGCCCACUGGCCUAACAAUUUUAUCUUUGCAGUCAGAACAAGUGAAUGAAAAGGGAAUACAGUUCUACGAUGAUACAAUUAACAGUCUUUUGGAAAACAGUACUAUCCCUACUGUGAGCCUCUACCACUGGAAUCUUCCACAGGUUCUUGAAGAAAAGUAUGGUGGCUGCCAAAAAAGCAUAAUUUAUUAUUUUAAUGAUUAUGCAAAUCUAUGUUUUGAGAAGUUUAGUGAUCAUGUGAAACAUCAGAUUACUUUUAGUAAUCCUUGGGCAGUUGCUGAAAAGGGUUAUGAAACAGGAGAACAUGCAGCAGGACUGAAGCUGGGUGGAUGUGGAGCAUACAAAGCCAUGCAUCAUAUAAUUAAACUUUUUUACUUACAUACUCACACAUCAGUGUGGCACUCUUAUAAUCCCACAUGGUGUAGUGAACAGCAAGGUAUGGCUGGAAUUUCCUUAACUAGCAGCUGAGGUAAACCUCUGUGGAUCAAUGAUCCACAUAUCCAAACAGAUACAAAAGCUGCUGAAAGAUAUAUACAGUUUCAUUUGGGAGGGUUUGCAAAUCCAAUUUUCAAAGGAGACUAUCUAGAAGUUAUGGAGAAUUACGUAGGCAAAAAGAGUGCCUAGAAGGGCCAAAGUACCUCAAGAUUACCAACUUUCUCAGUGCAAGAGAAAAGUUAUAUUAAAGGCACAUUGGAUUUCCUGGGCGUAGGUCAUUUUACUACUUGUUACAUUAUACAGAAGAGCCUUCCCUCUCUAAACACGUCCAGCUACAACAUGGACUCUGAUUUGGCAGAACUGGAAGACCAAUGGCCAGCACCAGGAUCUGAAUGGUUAUACUGUGUGCCUUGGGAAUUCAGAAUAUUAUUCAACUUCAUUAAGACACAGGAUGGGAAUCCUCUCAUUUAUGUGACAGAGAAUGGAGUUUCUGAAAAGGUAUAGUGUACUCAACUGCAUGAUGUAGAAUAUCUAAAAGGAUAUAUUAAUGAAAUACUGAAAGAUCCCUUGAUGACUCACAUGGAAAUGGUGAUAGAGAUUGUCGUUCCCACAGUUUUCACAUUCUGCAUACUUAUCAGUGCUGUCCUACUAAUGUUUGUCCUUUGA